Messenger RNA from Erythranthe guttata (spotted monkey flower), 913 nucleotides. RefSeq lists its product as uncharacterized. The record is from RefSeq and is a predicted model, not a curated record. Lineage: Eukaryota; Viridiplantae; Streptophyta; Magnoliopsida; Lamiales; Phrymaceae. Gene Ontology annotation, biological process: RNA splicing. Gene Ontology annotation, cellular component: nucleus.
CCAAUUUCCAGCCGGAAAUUUGCCCCAAUUAUUUUCCGAUGAGCGUGUUCGGCGGCGAUAGCUGGGGGAGGGAGGCGCAGCACCGGAAAAGAAGAGUCGACGAUUUGCUAAUCGAAAACGUCGAAGCUUCCCUCUACAAGAAGCUCCCCAGCGGCAAAUUCGCUUGCCUCGUUUGCCCUAAUAAUCCCGUUCUCGACACCGCAACAACUCUCUCAACACAUGUGAAUGGCGCACGCCAUAGAUCAGCUGAAUUGAAGCAUAGAGAGAGAAAAUUAGCUAGGGAAGAAGAAGUUAACAGAAGAUUAGCAUUUUCUGAUUCUGUUAGCAUCAAUUCUGCCUCCUCUGCUUCGAUUAAACCACGGAAAACAUCGAACAAACCCUUGAUUGAACGAACACGGAAAGCUACUUCCGAGGUAUUUUCCGGUGAAUUUAUUCGGAAGGAGGUGAAAUCGGAAACCGUCAAUCCAAUUAAAAUUGAAGAAAAACACGACACGGUUGUUGUAGAGGUGCAGCCGUUGGAUUACCGGGAGCGUAACGAGAGGGAACUCAAAUUCACGGAAGCCGGAUGGAAGCGCGACGGCCAUGGCAGAUGGUUCAAGGACGAAAAUGUGGAAUUUGAUUCCGACGAAGAAGAUCCCAACAUUGUCUUGAAUGACAGUGUUUGAUUUGGCGACUGGUACUCCUCAUCACAUAUAUCUUAUCGAAUUAUGGUGCUUUGCUGUAAGAUGAUCGCAGGUAAUCAAUCGAUUGAUCUCGACUGUCCAUUGGAGGUUAGCCUCGAUUUGACAAUUCGUAAUGUCUAAAAUUGUAUGGUUGCGUGUUAAAAUUGUAUGAUCUCGACCAUUUUUUGGUGGAUUGAAUACGAAAAUUCAAGCAUGGUGUAGAAUUUAAAUGAAUUAUUUCUUUGGAACCA